This is a messenger RNA of Symbiodinium necroappetens, 1398 nucleotides long. Lineage: Eukaryota; Dinophyceae; Suessiales; Symbiodiniaceae. The record is from the annotation of a GenBank genome assembly.
AUGGACGGCAUCAAGGGGCGUGGCCAGGUGGUGGUGAUUGCAGCCACUAACCGACCCAACUCCAUUGAUGCAGCCUUGCGCCGCUUCGGCCGAUUCGACCGUGAGUUGGAUAUCGGAGUGCCUGACGACAAUGGCCGGCUGGAGAUUCUGCGAAUUCACACCAAGAACAUGAAGUUGGGCACCGACGUGAAGCUGGAGGAGGUCGCCUCCAACACCCACGGAUUUGUCGGAGCAGACCUGGCGCAGCUUUGCACCGAGGCCGCGCUCACAUGCAUCCGUGAGAAGAUGGACCUCAUCGACUUAGAGGAGGAGACCAUCGAUGCAGAGGUGCUGGACUCCAUGGCAGUGUCUCAAGAGCACUUCAAGUCAGCAAUGGGCACCGUGAAUCCAUCCUCGCUGCGCGAGACAGUAGUAGAAGUGCCGAAUAUCAAGUGGGAUGACAUCGGAGGCUUGGAGGACACCAAGCGGUCUUUGCAGGAAACGAUCUUGUAUCCCAUCGACCACCCGGAGAAGUUCGAAAAGUUCGGCAUGCAGCCUUCUAGAGGUGUGCUGUUCUACGGGCCUCCAGGCUGCGGCAAGACUCUGCUGGCCAAGGCAGUCGCCAGUGAGUGCUCUGCCAAUUUCGUUAGCAUCAAGGGCCCGGAGCUUCUGACCAUGUGGUUCGGCGAGUCUGAGGCCAACGUGCGAGAGGUCUUUGAUAAGGCAAGGGCAGCUGCACCGUGUGUUCUCUUCUUCGACGAGCUGGAUUCGGUAGGCACGGCCCGUGGAUCGAGCCAGGGGGACGCAGGAGGUGCUGGCGAUCGUGUCAUGAACCAGCUGCUGACCGAAAUCGACGGCGUCGGUGCCAAGAAGAACGUGUUCUUCAUCGGUGCCACGAACCGGCCUGAGCUGUUGGACGAGGCCUUGCUGCGUCCAGGCCGACUUGAUCAGCUUGUCUACAUCCCGCUGCCCGACCUGCCUGCACGACAAAGCAUCCUGGAGGCUACUCUCAAAAAGUCGCCCAUCGCACCCAAUGUGCCGCUGUCCUUCAUUGCGCAGAAGACUGAAGGCUUCAGUGGAGCAGAUCUGGCAGAGCUGUGCCAACGAGCUGCAAAGGCAGCGGUGCGCGAUGCCAUUGCAGCUGAUGAGCUGCGAGCAGGCGACGACGAUGCCAUGGACACAACUAUGGGCUCCGAGAUCGGGCGCAAGCACUUCGAGGAGGCCUUUGCAGGUGCACGGCGGUCGGUCGCCGGCUCGGACCUCGCAAAGUACGACCAGUUCAGGAAGAAGUUCGACCCGAUUUACAUGAAUUCAACCGCAGGUGGCGGCACCAGCGGUGUGGUCAUCAACUGGCCGGACGACGUGGGAAUUGGAGCCAGUGCUGCAGCUGCGGACGAUGACGACGACCUCUAUGGCUGA